This is a messenger RNA of Procambarus clarkii (red swamp crayfish), 6875 nucleotides long. Its product is annotated as tyrosine-protein phosphatase non-receptor type 11. Gene Ontology annotation, biological process: positive regulation of ERK1 and ERK2 cascade; protein dephosphorylation. NCBI's taxonomy places the organism in Eukaryota, Metazoa, Arthropoda, Malacostraca, Decapoda, Cambaridae. Gene Ontology annotation, molecular function: receptor tyrosine kinase binding; non-membrane spanning protein tyrosine phosphatase activity; cell adhesion molecule binding. The record is from RefSeq and is a predicted model, not a curated record. Gene Ontology annotation, cellular component: cytoplasm.
UGUCGCCCAGUUGAGUGUGUCUUGUAGCUGUGUCGAGUGUGUCUUAUAGCCCUGUCGGGCGAGCAGUUGGGAUAUUACAUAUAAUAAGAGAAACUUGUGUAAACGCUUAAUUUAUGUGGAGUGAACUAGUGGCCGUGAAGAAACUAGAUAUAUCCCAAAAUGGGCCCUGGCCGCUUAUAAAUAAUCGAUGUGAAAGAACACUUGUUAAGGAUACUGCUACAAGUUGAAGAGUGUAGGAAAUGGUUGAGCCAAGAGUAAGGUAGCGAGUGUUGGGCGCGGUGUGAGAGGCACCAUGAUGACCCACAAGAUGUGGAACCGUCUACAUUCACUGUACCACAAGGUGGUUAGUGGCGUGGCCACCGGCUCUGACCACCACCACCACCCUCAGGGCGCCGCCAAGCGCUCCCCAGAGGCCGUCGCCAUCAAGUUGAAAGGCAGAUGGUUCCACCCGAAUGUGUCGGGCCUGGAGGCGGAGGUGCUGCUCAAGGAGCGAGGCAUCGAGGGCUCCUUCCUGGCGCGACCCUCCAAGUCCAACCCUGGAGACUUUACCCUCUCUGUGCGCCGAAAUGGUGAAGUAACUCACAUUAAAAUUCAAAAUAUGGGCGAUUUUUAUGACUUGUAUGGAGGAGAAAAAUUUGCAACAUUGGCUGAGCUGGUGCAAUUUUACAUGGAAAAUCAAGGUCAACUGCGGGAGAAGAAUGGAGAGGUUAUUGAGCUCAAGUUUCCUCUAAACUGUGCUGACCCCACAACUGAGAGGUGGUUCCAUGGCCAUCUGUCUGGCCGAGAAGCAGAGAAGCUUAUUCUGGAGAAGGGCAAGAAUGGUAGUUUUUUAGUGCGAGAAUCGCAAAGUAAGCCUGGAGACUAUGUUUUAUCUGUGCGCACUGAUGACAAAGUUACACACGUUAUGAUCAGAUGUGUGGAAAAUAAAUAUGAUGUUGGUGGUGGCAGAAGAUUUGACACACUCAGCGAAUUGGUUGAACAUUAUCGACGGAAUCCCAUGGUAGAGCAGUCUGGUACUGUCGUGCCUUUGAAAAUGCCCUUUAAUGCUACAAGGAUCAAUGCACGAGGCAUUGAUAGCAGGGUACGAGAACUAUCGCGUCGACGCCAAACAAGCUUUGACCCGUCAUUACAGAAGGAGCAUCAGGGACCUACUAUGGGAAAGGCUGGAUUUUGGGAGGAAUUUGAAUCCCUGCAACAGCAAGAAUGCAAGCAAUUAUACUCUCGCAAAGAAGGGCAGAAACCAGAAAAUCGCAAUAAGAAUCGUUACAAGAACAUUUUGCCAUUUGAUCAUACACGCGUCAUACUUCGAGAUACUGACCCAGGCAUACCUGGGUCCGAUUAUAUCAAUGCUAAUCUCAUCUCGAGUGAAGAGGAUGUUGGCAUUGAGGCCAAAACCUAUAUAGCAACUCAAGGCUGCCUACCCUCCACUAGUGCAGAUUUUUGGUGGAUGGUGUGGCAGGAGAAUACAAGAGUAAUUGUCAUGACAACCAAAGAAGUGGAACGAGGGAAGAAUAAAUGUGGCCGUUACUGGCCCGAAGAGGGCUCUUGUAAGGAAUAUGGCCGUAUCACAGUUCGCAAUGUUUCUGAAAGCUCAAACAAUGACUACAUACUACGAGAAUUCCUCCUCACUGUCAAAGAUGAUCUGCCCGAGAGAAAAGUUUUUCAUUAUCAUUUCACUGCUUGGCCUGACCACGGUGUUCCGUCCGAUCCUGGGUGUGUUCUGAAUUUCCUGCACGAUGUUAACAAACGGCAAGAAGAUAUACCAUCAGCUGGGCCUGUGGUUGUCCAUUGCUCAGCGGGUAUUGGAAGAACAGGAACCUUCAUUGUUAUUGACAUGAUUCUUGAUCAGAUCAAGAGACAAGGUCUUGAUUGUGAAAUUGACAUACAGCGUACAAUCCAAAUGGUCCGUUCACAGCGUUCUGGAAUGGUACAGACAGAAGCACAAUAUAAGUUUGUUUACCUGGCCGUCCAGCACCAUAUAGAAACUGUGCAGCAACGUAUCUCUGCAGAGCAGAAGAGCUUGCAGCUGGGUCGCGAGUAUACAAAUAUAAAAUACAGUAGCGAGGCUGCAGGGGGAAUAGAAAUGGGUAAAUCUCUUUCACGCUCAACUAUUUCACUUCCUACCACACCAUCAACAACACCGCGUGAUCCUAAGAGACCCACAUCAACUGCAACCUUACCCAAGACGCAGUCUGAAAAUCAUCUACCAAGGCCUCCUGAUGAACUUCCAAAGCAAAUCUAUGAAAAUGUUCCUCCGGCUGUGAAAGAGAAGAAGACAAAAUCUGCCACGAUGUCCCCAACGACACCCACAUCCCCCACCUUUCCAACAUCUCCUACUGGUUUCCCCAGCGUUCCGGCUGGCGCUACCGCCACUUUUCCCUCCCCUGCUGCUGCGCCACGCCCUUCUAUGCCACCCCGUGCCACCUGACAAGAGAGUUCAGAGUAGAAAGUGUAUCACAUAAGCAGAAAUAUCAGAAUUACAUCAAAGAUAAUUGUGUUAGUUUACAACUUUGAAUUGUGCAUGAAACCAUUAUUAGCCAGACGAAAUGCUUCUUCAUGCACAAGUUGUUUUAACAAAAUUUAUAUUUUUUCUGCUCUGAACAAAUGGACUGUCUCUUGAGUUGCUGAUAAAGUUUUGUACAAAUAGCAAAAGGCUGGACCUACGUAUAACAAGUUCAACACAAGACGCAGCUGUAAUUUUUUAUUAAAUGAAGAUGAGCUUGAACACCAGACAAAAAUCAUUUGCUGCUAUUGUCUCAUCUUAAUCUGCUGCAGAUUUGCAUAGCUAGUCAACUGCAUUUUCUGUUAUUGGAACUAUUUAGUGUUUAUAGUUUUCAAAUGAGAUUUACAUAAAUUAAUUCCUCUGGUCCUGCUCUAAGGGAGCACUUGAAUGCAUUGGUGUUAGGAAUGUAAUUAAUAAACCUUAGAAGGCUAUAAAUUCCUGAUAAGAUUGCCUUUGUGUAUCAGAACAAGUGGAUAUUUGAGUGGUUCUGAAGCAUGUACCUGAUGUGACCACACAGAAUAAAACACUCCAGUUCAAUCUAGAGUCGCCAAUGCAUCAAAAUGCAAUUUUUUCCUAUGACUUCUCAACUCUAAUUCUGUUCAUACAUUCCAAAGCAAAAUAGUGGGCUCUGUUUUUCAGCUUUACCUGGUGAGAUGAAAUGUUUACAAAUCUUUUUUUUUAUUUUGUGAAUAACUAAAUGAAUAUGGAUAUGUUUCAUGAUCAUUCAUGAAAACUAACUAUAUACUUCCUGAGUUUAGAUAUAUAAAGUAAAGAAACAAAGUGAUCCUCACUGGCUAUUGUUGAAAAAGGGUAUCAUUUAAGAAGCAUUUUCACAUUUCCCUUAAAUGGGCAAAUUAUCCAUAUUCAUAAUUUGUUCUCAGAUCUCUCUUCUUUGCAGGCUUACACAUGUACAUCAUACUUUCCCUUUAUAAAUUUAUACUUCAAUUUGAUUGUCAUUUGUUUUCUUGCAGGUAACACCAAGUUUUAUACAGUACGACUAAUAAAAUGACCUAGUUAUGAUGGAUGUUCCCGUAAAAGUUAUUGCAUUGUAAAUUAAAUUAUUUGAAUAUCGUGAAUGAUUCAGAGUUAUUGUGUUAAAACUGUGUACUCUGCAUUUAAAAAUAAAAGAAAAUGUAUUUUGUGUUAUUCAAUGGAAAUUGUGAUAUUUAUUCUUCAAAAGCUUUGUUAGCCAUGGGUUAAAUUGUCAAAUUAUCAGACAAGUAUUAAGACACUAUGGUGUAACUGACACUUGUCUUGCAAGCCCACAGGAAAUCAUGAUUGCCCUAGUAAUACAGUACUGUAAUAAAAUUUUAAAGUUGUGGGGUAAACUGUAAAGGCUUCCAUGUUUUUGAAAUAUUUGUUAUAAUUUAAUUGCUGUAUUUUCAUGUAUGCAGAGGUGCAAAUAUCAUUGUAGCAUAUAUAAGCUCAAAGUUACUACUACAUUUGUCCCUAAAAUCAUUCUGUAUCUGGCUUGGCAAAGAUACCAUGGCAUGGCAAUGUCUACAUUAAUGUAAUUUGUGUUAAAUUAUAUUUUGGAUAAGCCUUCUAAAAAUACCUCAUGUAAAGUGCAGUUCAUUUUGCUGAGGAUUUUCAGACUUUUUUCAUAUCUAGUCCUGAUUUUUGCAUUUAUAUUACAGUAAACAUAAAUUGGUAAUUCUUUGACUUCACAAAUGAUAAAGCAAUCACAUUAAAAGUGCAUCUGUUUGUAUAAGAAGUAAACAAGAAAUGUGCAGUAUCAGCUUCAAACAAAAAAUCAUUAAAUAAAACAUUGUUAUCUUUAUAAAUAUAAAUUGAAGACCUUUUAAGUAUUUACACGGUAUUCAUACUGUCAUUAGCUCUCCAAAUUAUUGUUCUAUAUAUUGCCAGAAGAACAAGAAUCUAUUUCGUUUCAAGUAAAUAUGCACUUUAUUGACAGAGUUCAUAUUUCAUUGCAUUUUCUGAAGGUAAGUACAGUAUCUUUAAAGUAAUUUCAUCAUACUGCAUUAUAUGUUGAAUAGCUUCAAAUAUACAUGUGUGCACAAAACGUCUACUGGUUGUUAUAUGUGUGCCAAAUAUUGCAUCUUCUGUACUAUUAUGCUACUGUGCUUACAUGUGUCGUGCUCUCUAAUGACUGCAAGUCUACGCAUUACAGGAAUUACAACUUUGGUGUUCAUCUUUAAUGUUCAAAGACAUGUCACUCAUUUAGAUGAAAAACCUUCAUAUUCUUAUUUAUUACAAUAUUACUCUUCUUGGCAUGCCUACAUGUAGGCUAUUCCCAUGUUUGUCUUACCUUACCACGUUUCUCAUCUCAUAGUGUGGUUCAGUGUUUUGCUAGGGGGGAAAAUGGGAACUUGUGCAUUAGAUCUCAUACAUGGACAGUUAAUUGUCCUGGGUCACCAGUUGUGAUCAGUUGGACUAGUUGUACUUCGAUGUAUGGAAGUAACUGUAUGUAAUACCUAAUGUCAAAGAAAAUAAAAAUCCAGGACAUGAACUUAUAAAGAUGUAGUGUUAUGAGUGUUGUGUAAAAUAAUAGCCCUGUUUCCCAGUAUAUGAACAAUGACUAGCCAGCAGUUAUAUGAUGGCAAGUUGUAGCAUCUUUAGUGACACAAAUAAUGCUGCUGCUGCAGAUAUUUGAUGCUUAGUCUGGAAUUAUAUCAAACUGCUCUAUUUUCCAAAAUAUAUUUUGAAUCCCAAUAUGUUAUUGAAAUAUUUACAGGUUUUUAUAUUUCAAUAUACAGUACUGUACUGAAUGUCAUAGUUAAAGAAUUCAUACUUAAUCUUUGUUCAUACAUAGUGCAUUUUAAGGUGUUACCAAGCUCAAAAUGUGUAAAGAAGUCAUUAAAGUUAAAACUUCUGUACCAGGCAGUGCUUUUAUAUUUGAUGGCAAAAAUAACUGCUAAUAUGGUAUUUUUUUUGUUAUGCAGUAGUUUUGAAGUUGAAAACAUCACCAAUUCAUUUGUGGCAUUUCUCUUUAAUCACAUUUAUAAAUGUAAUUUACAAAUAUUUAUUUUUCUGCCAUUUAAUUUGUGACUGGAGUAUAUUGACUCUCAUUGACAAUUAACACUUUUUUUUUUGCAAUGUGGUAAGCUUUGUCAAGACUGUAUGCUCCAGUGUAUACUUGUGAACUUUUAGAAAACUGAUCUAUGGCAAGCUAAUAAAGUUGAUGGCUUGUCCUAACCAUACAAAGUAACAUCAUGCUAUCACUCACUUAUCACAACAUUUUUUAUGUACAGUAUUUCAUAGUCAAUCAAAAUGGUGGAAGUUUGCAAAGUAAGAGAAAAUAGUACACUUUAGCUAUUUACCUGUGGAUACAAUUUCAUUUUAUUAACAUAGAUGAAUGCAUCACAUUGAGCAAGAGGUUCAGUAAAGGUCCUAUGCGACUAAACUACAUUUUACAUAUUAAAGUAAAAGAUGAAAGUGAAAUUGCUUUAAUUAUUUACUGAUCAGCAGGUACUACAUUGAUGUAGUCUAAAAUCAACUCUGUGAUUUUAUUGACACACUGUAAUUCCCCAAUUAUAUAUACAGUAUUGUCGAAUUCUAAUAUAGUUUUCUCCUUUCUCAAUUUUUUUUAUACAUAUCAAACACUGUACAGAUGAUUGUUAUGAUAAUAUAAAGAUAGCAAUGCAGUGCUGCAUAUUAAUUUGAAUAGUUAUAAAUUGUCGUUGUAUUUGUAGUAGCACCAGAAAGUUGGUUACCAGGAAAACUAAGAAUUUACUGCAAGUUUUAGUAAGGAAGAAAUGCACAAAGGUAUAAUGAAUAAAAGUAUGAUAUGCAGUCAUAACAAAUUGCAAAGAAGGUAUAGAUGAACCAUGGCUUCCAGCACGGAUGUUGCCAAGUGUAUCAGGCGAUCCGUGGGAGCCAACACAGUUGUCCAAGAUUAUGCAAAGGCUUCCCAACACAGGUAGUGUCAGGGAUACAGUGUACACAUACGAUGGCUACCUGAUUUAUUUAAUUUUCUUUGUGUUGUCCAGCCCUUCUGUGUUGUCAUAUCUCCAUUUCAUUGUAGCACUGUCUCUUGACAUGCAACUUUGUAGCAGUGUCCCUUGACAUGCAACAUUGUAGCAGUGUCCCUUGACACGCAACAUUGUAGCAGUGUCCCUUGACACGCAACAUUGUAGCAGUGUCCCUUGACACGCAACAUUGUAGCAGCGUCCCUUGACACGCAACAUUGUAGCAGUGUCCCUUGACACGCAACAUUGUAGCAGUGUCCCUUGAUACGCAACAUUGUAGCAGUGUCCCUUGACAUGCAACAUUGUAGCAGUGUCCCUUGACACGCAACAUUGUAGCAGCGUCCCUUGACAAGCAACAUGAGUAUGUUUUGUGGAUGUUAUUGCUUUCUGCUCUAUACAAAUACCCUGUUGACUGUUCUGAAAUAUAAAGAUUUUAUUGUAAA